This is a messenger RNA of Gadus morhua (Atlantic cod), 4658 nucleotides long. It is a transcript of the gene pcbp3, whose product is annotated as poly(rC) binding protein 3. Gene Ontology annotation, molecular function: RNA binding. NCBI's taxonomy places the organism in Eukaryota, Metazoa, Chordata, Actinopteri, Gadiformes, Gadidae. The transcript is spliced from 13 exons. The record is from RefSeq and is a predicted model, not a curated record. Bases 39 to 1043 code for a protein of 334 amino acids.
CACUCCUCCAGCCCCCCCCCACCACCACGCCUCCCAGCAUGGAUCCGGCCAAGAUCCAGUCCGAGGGGGGCCUCAACGUCACGCUCACCAUCCGCCUCCUAAUGCAUGGGAAGGAAGUGGGCAGCAUUAUUGGAAAGAAAGGAGAAACUGUGAAGAAGAUGCGUGAGGAGAGCUCAGCAAGGAUCAACAUUUCUGAGGGCAACUGCCCAGAGCGGAUAGUCACCAUCACCGGACCGACCGACGCCAUCUUCAAGGCCUUUGCCAUGAUCGCCUACAAAUUUGAAGAGCAGACAGAUGAUUGGCAGAAGGACAUCAUCAACUCGAUGAGCAACAGCCCGGCCACGAGCAAGCCGCCGGUCACCCUGCGGCUGGUGGUGCCUGCCAGCCAGUGUGGAUCCCUCAUCGGGAAGGGAGGCUCCAAGAUUAAGGAGAUGAGAGAGUCGACGGGGGCCCAGGUGCAGGUGGCCGGGGACAUGCUGCCCAGCUCCACCGAGCGCGCCGUUACCAUCUCCGGCACGCCAGAGGCCAUCAUCCAGUGCGUCAAGCAGAUCUGCGUGGUCAUCCUGGAGUCCCCCCCGAAGGGCGCCACCAUACCGUACCGCCCAAAGCCCGCCUCCACCCCGGUCAUAUUCUCCGGUGGCCAGGCCUACACAAUUCAGGGACAAUAUGCCAUACCGCAUCCAGAUCAGCUGACCAAGCUCCACCAGCUGGCUAUGCAGCAAACGCCCUUUACUCCCCUCGGACAGACCACCCCUGCUUUCCCUGGUCUGGACGCCAGCCCACCCGCCAGCACCCAUGAGCUCACCAUCCCCAAUGAUCUCAUAGGCUGCAUCAUCGGUCGGCAGGGCACCAAAAUAAACGAGAUUCGCCAGAUGUCUGGCGCGCAGAUCAAGAUCGCCAACGCCAUGGAGGGCUCCUCGGAGCGGCAGAUCACCAUCACAGGGACCCCCGCCAACAUCAGCCUCGCCCAGUACCUCAUCAACGCCAGGUUCAGGGAUGUGGCGGCCAUGUGGAACGACCCUUCUUCAAUGGCCACGUCUUGAAGUCUCCUCACAUCAUCUUCUGGUGUCCCCACACAUCCCCCCCACCCACAUCUACUUCUGGUGCCCUCACGCAUCCCUAACAUGAACCCUAACACUCCACCCUCUCAGCUCCACAACUAAAGGAGAACCAAACCCCAAGACCACGUCUACAUUGUUUUGCAUUAGAAGACUCUCUCUCUCUAGGUUAAACACAUGCUAUUGCAUGUAUAACCUCUUAUUGGCUGAUAGUUACCCUCCUAAUGAAGCGUUGAUGCGACACGCCUGUCCUCUGCUGAUUGAAACUGACCUGAAGGGGGGUUUACAGGGAGCUGGCAGCCCUGCCCCAGAAUGAAACUAACCAGAGAGCACUUUUUAAAGGGGGCUAUCCAUUUUUCCUUGUCCCCUUUCAGAUGUGUGGUUCUCUCCUGUGGAACCUCCCGUAGCCUUGCGUUGUUUUUGUUGCUUUUUCGGAGCACCUGAAGACGAGCCUCUUUUGCAUUAGCCAGAAGUAAGCCAAUGCAGACCCCCCCGACCCUCCCCUGUCCUUCUCCAUAACAAGCAGCCCCAGCCUGCCCUCCCCCUUUUGAGUUCUUAUAUCAAGUGUAUUACAUUACAUUCAAGUGUUCUGUCGCAUGCCCAAUCCAAAGGAUAUUGUUGUGUUUAUUUAUUUUCCUUAUGCUUGGUUACAUUGCCUUGCCUUUUUAAAAAGUGUGUCCAAGUCUUAAUAUAAACCCAUAAGAGGUAUUAAACAAAUGUAUGAGUGAUGUGAGGCAUCUAUCCGAGGGGGGGAGGAUUGUGUUGAUAUGACGUGAAACAGCGUAUUUCGUCACCAUGCACCUUUCUAGGUCAGUGGUUAUCACAUCGGGCAGUCGGCCCCCUCUGAGAUUCAAAACGUAUUAUUGCAAAGUAAUGGGGGGGGCGGGGGAAGAAGCACCAGCCCACAUUUAUGCAACAUUGUCAACUCAACUGGGUGUACCCUUUCAGUGCACCCAGUUGAGUUCAUCCUCUUCGUAAAUUCCUGCUUGUGUUUUUAUAGUGAGGGUUGAGCCUUGAUCACUGAGCGAGUGUUCAUGGCCUUUUUUUGUUUUUAAAAAGGACCCUUUACAUUUUUUGCCUCUCUAGUACCGUCAGUCCUUGAUAAUUCACGCACGCUUCAGAACUUUUGUUUGGUUUAAUUUAAAAUGCGAUUUUAUUAUUAUCAUCAUGAUUUUCAUGUCCACUUUAGAAUCCUUAUUUUGUACUGCAGAGACUGGAGCAACGUUAGUUUGACAUUAUUCAAAACCCUUAAAGGAUUAGAUAUUCAAAGAUUUGCCCAGAAGACCUUAAUGGACUAAUUUCACAUAACCUUUAUUAUAAAUGUCAAAAUUGUAAUAGGGCACUGAUAACCCACCUCCUCUGUAAAUUAUUCCAUGCAUUAUAUACGUUGAUUAUUAUAUUAUUAUUAUCCAUUUUCAAUAUCAAUGCUAUGUUAUUCUGACAUAGUGGUAAAUAAAACAAUUGAAACAGCAAUGAUCAACAAACGACCUGUAUGACUGCAAAUCAAUGGCAGGAAGUAGCGGGAAUCUUGUGACGUAAACUAACUGGCUGUUGGAAUGUGUCUAGAAUACGAUCGGCUCCAUUAAAGCAUCAAUAACACAGCAUCAAUAAUCAUUGCCAUCUCUUUGGAGCGGUAGGCGGCUCUGUAGCAACAGCCGUCAUAGGGCCUGCUGUCGUCGCUCUUAUCAUACAUCCAAGGGUUGUUACAUCAACCGUCACGUCAAUGCGGCUGUUGCUAGGCCGCGCCACAGAGGUCUACUGCCACACACACUAUGGGGUCUGCCCCGUGGUCCUGUGUGACUCACCGGCCGGGCUGUUACGGCCGCUUCACACAUCAUCUAUCAACGUGUUCGGGGAGAGGAAAAAAAAACAUCAGGGUCAGGUUACUUAACCUAGUAAAUGCAGGCCAUCCAACACCCAGGUUUCAUUUUGAAUAGCAGAGGUCAAUCUUUGCUAUAUAUCUAUCCCGAUGUUUCCCGCCUAUGUGAGCGCAUAUAUGCCGAUGUUAUUUACCCAAUGAAGCUGUUCUCACUCAGGAGGAAUACCUGCAAAUUACAUUAGAAAAGAUUUUGAAACCAACCGCUUCAAGGUGCCACUUUCCAGCCAUAGCUUUGUUGAGUUGCAAAUGAGCAGGCAUGUGAGAAUAGGGACCCUAGUCAAAAGACUUGCCGUAUCACUUUCUUUCAUCGCGCCAUAUGGCCUUGUUGACUUGAGCGUAAUUUAUGUUUGAACAUGCUUAUUUAUGUUUUUGGUUGUGCAGUGCUAGACUUAUUUCUUCUUAUAGUUCCCCACCAUUUAUUUUUUCUUUGGAUUCUUCAAGUUGAUCACUCAAAAUCCAAACACAGUCUGAAGACAUUGUACAGUGAACCUUUUCCAUUUAACCUGAACAUUAUUGUUUUUUGUGUCGGCCUAUUAAUUUACUAGUUUAUUUAUUGAUCUAAGAAGAGAAGGAACACUAAAAUAUUUAAUUGAAUCACACAAGGCUGCUUGAACGACCCAGACACAACUACCUGCAUCCUCGCUCUACCUUGUUGUCUUCUCCUUGACCCGUCGUGCAUAUUGUCUCUCAAACCUAGCCCUCAAAAGGAGACUGUAACUAAAGGCACGGUGAUGUGUGACUGCUGACAUAUGUGUGUCCCUGUAUGGUUACCAAAACCUACCUUUUGUUCACACACAUUUGCUUUGCUGUUAGUUGUUAUGUUUGGAGUCCAGAGGUUGAGGGGGGCUUAUGCUCAGGGACUUGAGUAGGGUACAAGUAGCGAACAGGUCGAGGAUGGAGGUUACUCGAUCAAGUUGUAGACAGUACCUGUUUUAAAGAUCUGUGUAAUACCCUCAACCAUUCAAUAUCAAUCGUGUAUUAAUCGUUAGGUUCCGUUCAUUUCUAAGGAUAACUUUUGUAUAAAAACGUUGAUUGAAAAUUGUAUAAAUCACUAGUCUAUAGGCUACAUUGCCUGUGAAACUUAAGCCAUACUAUAAAGGCAUGUUGAAUUCAAGUGAUUGAAAGAAUAAAAAAAGCUACAUUAAUCAUCGCAAUAGGGAUGUAUAAUAUCAACACAACUAAAUAUAAUUCAUAUUUCAGUGGUCUGUUUUCUAUUAACAAUUUAUUUUGCCCAUUGUAUUCAACUAUGUACGUAUAAGGUGUCAAAGUGGCAGCCACAUUUUGUACCAAACUAUAGGAAAUAUGUAGACAUGAUGUCGCUAGUAUGCCUGGCUUGUAUUCACUUCUGUCCGAUCAAUUCUGUUAUUGUUGUUUUGUUUUGAAAUCAUGGCGUCACUUGUGCUCAAAAUCAUACAACAUGCACAGUCAUAGGAAUCCAUAAAGACUGUGCUUGAGCAUGACAAAGCAGCGAGUAGCUUUACCGAUAUACUAACACAUUUGUGUUUGCCUUUAUGUUAAUUUGUUUGUUUUGUGCUUGAGCAGCAAAACUGAUGAUUAUUUUUGAGCUCAUGUACAGUGAAGCAAGCGAUUUGACCAAAUGAGUCCAAACGGGUUGAAUUUGAUCAUAUGCUGCGUACAGUUGUGUAUUAGAUUUGAAAUUUGAAGUUGACUUUGAAAUGUUUUGUAAACAGAAGAGAAUAAUAAAGUUCCGUUCCCUUCAA